UACGCGACCGGUUUAGAUGUUUUUGCGAGAGGCCUUUUUAGUGAUGCCAGAUAAAACACAUGCAAGUACAGUAAAAUAGCACAACUUAGAAGUGUGAAAUGCCUGAUUGGGAGUCCAAGUGUACAUUAAAAGAUGGCAGAAGAGAUGUCUAAUAUAAGUAUUGUGCUGUUCAUUGCAUGUGGCACAUUGACAUUCCUUUACAUAUUCAUAUUUGCUAAACGGCAGAUUUCACGAUUUGCACUUAAAUCAACACGAAAACCACAUGUCCCAAUAGGUGCAGAUGCCCCAGAGGCAUUAAAGCAAGAGAUAAAUAGGAGAUUAAAGAGGACUGGUGAUAUAAAAUAUGAGCCUCUGUUAAUGACCAGAACAACAGAAGAAAAAUAUGGACCCUUUGCUGGUAACUGGCACUUUUUUUACCGGAUGAAAGCAGUGGAUAACCUUCACAUUUUAGAUCAGGGACUUCAGGACAGAGGAAAGAAUUGUUCUUCUCGUAAACCUGGAGACAACCUGCUCAAAUAUCUCACUGCUAAUCUCCCAUUAGCCAGCCCUGAGUUGAUAGACAAGUUUGUUCAUGCUUAUGAACAUGCCAGGCAUGACCCUAUAGAAUUUGGAGUUGAGGAGUACAGACAGUAUAUGGAGCUGUUACAAGAACUUAUGAAUUCGAUCAAGGAUGAUUAUGAUGAUGCUGAUGGUACAACAAACAACAGAGACAAUCUCACCAAACCAGAGCAAAUAACUUAUAUUCCCCCUCCUAAUGGGAGCCAGACUGGCAUGUACAGGCUACUGACGUCAGGAUCUAAGCAAUCUUUAGCCUCAUCUAAAGUGGACAGUCAAACUUCCAGUUUGAGCUCAGUACAUUAUGAGACUUCAUUAUAGCAGUGCUCAAACUGCUUUAUACCAAUUAAUCAAUAUGUACAUAUAUACAUACCUAUAUGUAUGUUUUUGUAUGACCAUGUGCAAUAUUUCAGACUUCUAUUUGGUGCUCCUACAGUGUAUGUGGCUGGUUGUUAAGGUUUAAAUUUUUUCAUUAUUUUAAAAAUAGUAUUUUUAAAUGUUUGCUCAGAUACAUAUUUCUGGCACAGUUAUUUGGCUUUUUAAAGUAAUAAAUAAAAUAGUUGUAUUUGUAAGAUUUGAGGUCAUUUUCAUAAUUGAAGUUUUUUUUUGUUAAAAUUUUAAUUGUCUUAAAAAUUUUAUUCCAAGUGAUAUAAUAAUGUUUUGUGAAUAAAUUUAUAACGUUUUUUACUCCUAUGCAAACACUGAGUACAUCAAAAUAUUCUUUAUGAUAAAAUAAAAUUGUAGAUGCAAUUAAA
Molecule: messenger RNA, 1310 nt
Organism: Lingula anatina
Lineage: Eukaryota; Metazoa; Brachiopoda; Lingulata; Lingulida; Lingulidae
Product: lipid transport auxiliary protein 1
Source: RefSeq, a predicted model, not a curated record